This is a messenger RNA of Camelina sativa (false flax), 2897 nucleotides long. The record is from RefSeq and is a predicted model, not a curated record. Lineage: Eukaryota; Viridiplantae; Streptophyta; Magnoliopsida; Brassicales; Brassicaceae.
CUUCAAAAAUCUUUUCGGAUUACUUCACAGAAGCACAAAGUCUCUCUUUCAAGCUUCUUCGAUCUUUGCUUCACCAAACCCUAAAACAUGUCCGGCGGAUUUUUCCGGGGUACUUCCGCCGAGCAGGAUACUCGGUUCUCUAACAAGCAAGCCAAAUUGAUGAAGAGUCAGAAAUUUGCUCCGGAGUUGGAGAAUUUGGUGGAUGUGACCAAAGUGAAGAUGGAUGUUAUGAAGCCUUGGAUUGCGACUAGAGUCACUGAGCUUCUUGGUUUCGAAGAUGAAGUUCUCAUCAACUUUAUUUAUGGUCUGCUUGAUGGGAAGGUAGUGAAUGGUAAGGAGAUUCAGAUAUCGCUAACUGGAUUCAUGGAGAAGAAUACUGGCAAGUUUAUGAAAGAACUCUGGACGCUUCUUCUAAGCGCACAGAAUAAUUCAAGUGGUGUUCCGCAGCAGUUUUUAGAUGCUAGAGAAGCUGACACAAAGAAGAAACUGGAAGCAGCAAUGCAAAAAGCAAACCACGAGCAUGAUUCAUUGAGGAAAAUAGACAGCAGCGUUGAUCUCAAGGGGAAAAAUGGGAUGGAGAAAAAACCUUCAAGAGAUCUUCCAGAGGAUGGGAGAAGGGCUGACGAGAAGAAUGGUGUAAAAGAAACGAGAAGGGAUCUGAUAUCUCCACGUCGCAGAGAAGCAUCCCGCUCACCCCUUAGAGGGUCACGUUCUAGGUCUAUCAGCAAAACAAAUUCAGGCUCUAGAAGUUAUUCUGGUGAACGGAAAUCCAGGAGCUUAUCACGAUCAUCAGAUGCCUCCAUCUCACCCAGAAAGCGGAGAUUGUCGAAUUCAAGGCAUAGAUCCAGAUCACGUUCCUUGCGUAGGUCUCCGUCUCCUCGGCGACGUAGGAUACAUUCUGCUUAUGGAAGCAGGUCUCGGUCACCAAUUAGACGUCACAGGCGAUCUACGCCUGAGAGACGCCGUCAGUCACCACCCCUUUCAAGGCGUCGCCGGUCUCCAUCACCCUUUAGGCGGCGCAGGUCACCAUCUCCGCCUGCAAGGAGACGCAGGUCACCAGCCCCGCCUGUAAGGAGACGCAGAUCACCAUCACCACCUGCUAGAUCACGCAGGUCACCUUCACCACCUGCUAGGUCACGCAGGUCACCGGCUAGACAUCGCCGAUCUCCUCUGCCCAUUAGAAGGCGUAGGUCUCCUUCACCACCAGCUAGAAGGCACAGGUCUCCAUCUCCACUCUAUAGGCGCAACAGGUCGCGGUCACCACUGGCUAAGCGAGGAAGGUCUGACUCACAGGGGAGGUCUCCCUCACCGGUGGCUAGGCGCAUGACACCUACUGGGGCAAGAUUGCCUACACCACCGGCUGGGCAAAAAUUGCCUUCACCACCUCCUAGGCGUGCAGGAUUACCUUCGCCGAUGAGGUUUGGAGGAUCUCAUGCAGCCAACCACCUGGAAUCACCAUCACCCAAGUCACUGUCCCCUCCCGGUGAGAAAAAAGUGGUACCAUCUCCACCUGUUAGACGACGUAGUUCACUGACUCCUGCCAAAGAGCGAGGCUCCUUGUCCCCAGCUGGACGCGGUGAAGGAGAAUCCCCUUCACAUGUCAAACAUAGUGGAUCUAUGUCACCUGUUAAAAGUCGAGGUAGAUCUUCUCCUUCAUCUCAUGUCAAAGCACGCUCUCCUGUUCGGCGCAGGUCACCAACACCUGUCGACCGGCGUCGUCGAAGAUUUCGAUCAGCUGACAGACGUAGGAGACGGUCUCCAUCCUCGAGUAGAUCUCCUUCUAGGUCGUUCUCACCUCCUGUUCGCCGUAGAUCUCCUUCUCCAAGUAGAAGAAGGCAACAGAGGGACAGAAGAUCUCCUGGACAUCCAUCUGAAGAGCAAGAUAGAGAGGACGGGAUUCAAAGUUCCAAGCUAUUAAAGAGAACUGCAGUGCAGUUGCCUGAUAUUGAUAAGAGGAAACAAUUACCGGAAAAGGUGCCAGAAGUUAGGCGUGCAGAACAUGUGAAGGAGCAAGAGAGGAAGAGUGAUAAGAUACCAGAGAGGCGUUCCAGUAGAACCCAUGGUUCAGAGAUGCCCCCAGUUUCACCUAAGGAAUCGCUUAGAGUAGAAAAUUCAGAAGGAAAGAGUCAGCCUCUUUCUAAUAAGGUGAAGGGCAGUGAUCAGGUUGAGAAAGAGGAUAACAGCGACUUGGAUGCAAACCUUUCCUCUGAUUCUAAGGAAAAUAUCAGACAUCAUACUACGGAUAGAAAGAGAAGAAAGGAGAAAAGGUCUUCAAGGGAAGAAGUAUCCUCAGAUGAUAAGGGCAGUUCUGAUUCUGACCUGGAAGAUAGGAAGGAGGCUAAAAGGAGGAGGAAGGAAGAAAAGAAAACGAGAAAGGAGGAGAAGAAACGCAAGCGAGAGGAGAGACGUCGUAAAAGGGAAGAACGUCGUGGUGGGAAGCUGAAACAUAAGAAUCAAGAGCAUUCUGAUACUUCAGAGGGCGAUGAAGCUGAGACCUAUCCUAAGAAUAAAAAAGGGGAGUCAGAUCCAAAGAGGCUUGAGAUUGAGUUGCGAAACAAAGCACUCGAGUCACUGAAAGCAAAGAAGGGCAUGAGCCACUAAAUCCUUAUCCACCUUUAUUUGAACAGCUUUUUUAAGAUACAAUGCCAUGCUAGAUCUAUCUUUUAUGUGGUGCUUUUUCUUACGUGUUCCAAACUUUCUUGUGGUCUGUUUGUUGGUGGCAGCAAAAUUGGACAAGUGACAAUUUCUCUGCUAUUCUUGAGUGCAGACUUUAUGCAGACAUUCAUGGCUUAUGUUCUGGUAAUAGUUUCUUGCAUUGAGUAGAUUUUUAUGACAAUUUGGUAUUGUGGCUGUCUGGGAAUCAUUAUGUUUGAGUUGAUAGAAGAAUGUUCAUGCUC